Messenger RNA from Culicoides brevitarsis, 1238 nucleotides. RefSeq lists its product as uncharacterized. The record is from RefSeq and is a predicted model, not a curated record. NCBI's taxonomy places the organism in Eukaryota, Metazoa, Arthropoda, Insecta, Diptera, Ceratopogonidae. The transcript has 2 exons. Bases 109 to 1218 code for a protein of 369 amino acids.
AACAAAACAAACCGAGAGGGAUUUUUGUUUAAUUUUCGCUUUUUAUUUGUUAAAAAUUAAAAUUUUUUGUUAAUUUUCAAAGAUACUAAACUCUAAUGGAGGAGGCGCAUGGUUAUUUUUUCAAAAAUGCAUCAAAAAUUCUUCUUUUUGCUCGUUUUUGUGCUUCAAAACUCCAUUGACUUCAGUCAAGUUCAGCAAAACAAAUGGAUAUCUUAUUGCGAAAAGGACCGUCAACUCUUCAAAUUCAUGAAAAACGCAACUUGCAACGAAAUUUUCCGCAAAUAUCAGUUCGGAGAAUCAAAUUUUGUGAAUACCUUCAACAGUCUCAUGGGAGAUCGCGAUAUCGAGUUUGUAUCGACACGCAAAGGGAAAAAAGUUGUCAUUAAGCGAUUGAUGGACUCGGAUGACGUUGAAAAUAUGGCAAAUGAAGUAAAUUUCAAUGACGUCGCUUCGUUGAAGAAAUAUUUUUUGGAUGAAAGUCGCGUUGGAGGAAGUUACGUUUGUCAUCCGGAGAAAACUAUCAAAAAAUUUUACGAAAAACUCCCAAAAGAUCUUCAAAAUGAAGAAUUAUUUUGGAUUUUGUUGAAUGUGAAUGCUCAACCUUUGAUUUUUCGUACUUUCAGUCGUCUUUGGGUGCCUCAGCAACUCGAACUCAUCGGAUUGACUUCAGUUACGGAGUUCAAAGGACAAUCGUUGAUGGAUUUCGUGAACGAUUCCUUCAAAACUCGUCUCAAAAUCGCCAAAUUGUUGCUUGAAGGUGUCUUGCAGCUCACAUCUGACCCGAUUUUGGAAGGAUUUCGCAUUUAUUUGACCGAUUUAACGUUGGAUAACAUCGUCUUCGCAUCAGAAACUGAAAAAAUUUCCUUUGUUGACCUCGAUAACGUGAUUUUAGUUGAUUCUCAUGCCUUUAAAGACCCAAAAACGCUUCAUGUUCAUGAAAAAUUCGAGUGUAACGGAUGUUUCGCAUAUUCAAUUGAGGAUGUUUGCAGCGCGCCAACGAGUGACAUCAAUAUUUUCGCCGUUUGUCAACUCCUUUUGGAAGAUUUGUACGAAAAUCGAAGCAAAGGAUUCCUGUUUUCAGCUGAAAAGGGAGAAACUUACCCCGAAAUAUGGCGGGAACUGCAAAAAUGUGUUUACUGUAAGCAACCAAACUGUGAUAGAUUUAAAAGUGCCUCAAUUUUAAUUGAAAUUUUUGAAAAUGUUCUUCGUGAAUUAUGAAAAAACUGUUUUUUAUUGAA